Molecule: messenger RNA, 1677 nt
Organism: Zea mays
Lineage: Eukaryota; Viridiplantae; Streptophyta; Magnoliopsida; Poales; Poaceae
Exons: 2
Coding region: 344-1351 (335 amino acids)
Biological process (GO): transmembrane transport
Molecular function (GO): transmembrane transporter activity
Source: RefSeq, marked validated
CACAAAUACCGCAUGCCGUUGCCGCAAUUCAUGGGCACAGCGACCUCUCGUCUCCUCUCCAUCUAGACACCACUUUCUUCUCUCCGCCUCAGGCGGCGCGCGCGCGGCUAGCUUCCCGGCCUCCCAGCAACAUCCCGCCACCACUUCCUCCUCCUCCUCCGCUCUCUCCGGCCGCGCGCGCCGACGUUUUUUUUUUUCCAACGGAGGCCGCCGCGCGCUGCCUUUAGUUUCGGACCCAUCCAUCCAUACAUAGCCAACAUCACCUAUAGCAGGCGGAGGGACGGAGGACCGUCCGUCUCGUUCACUCCGCGCCGCGCGUGGCCCGAUCCAGCCCGGCCCUCGGAUGGUCGCCGCUGGCACGUACAGCGACGACACCAGCGGCGGCGGGUGCGGGUCCAUGGAGUUCUGGCCGGAGUUCCUGGCCUCCAGCGGCGGGCGCGAGUUCGUGGCCGGCGGGGUGGGCGGCAUGGCGGGCGUGCUGGCGGGCCACCCGCUCGACACGCUCCGCAUCCGCCUCCAGCAGCCGCCCGCCGCGGGCGCACCACGCCGCCGCGACGCGCACCCCUCAGCCCCGCGCCUCCUACGCGGCAUCCUCCGCGCCGAGGGCCCCUGCGCGCUCUACCGCGGCAUGGCCGCGCCGCUCGCCUCCGUCGCCUUCCAGAACGCGAUGGUGUUCCAGGUGUAUGCGGUCCUGUCGCGGUCGCUGGGCCCCGCCACCUCCGAGCCGCCGUCCUACGCGAGCGUGGCGCUGGCCGGCGUCAGCACGGGGGCGCUGCAGACGCUGAUCCUGUCCCCGGUGGAGCUGGUCAAGAUCCGGCUGCAGCUGGAGGCGGCGUCGGGGCACGGCCCCGUGGAGAUGGUCCGUGAAAUCCUCCGGCGCGAGGGCCUGCGCGGCGUGUACCGCGGGCUGGCGGUGACCGCGCUCCGCGACGCGCCGGCGCACGGCGUCUACUUCUGGACGUACGAGCGCGCCCGGGAGCGCCUGCACCCGGGGUGCCGCCGCAGCAGCAGCAGCCAGGACCAAGACGGGGACGAGGGCCUGGGCACCAUGCUCGUGGCCGGCGGCCUGGCCGGGGUCGCCAGCUGGGUGUGCUGCUACCCGCUGGACGUGGUCAAGUCGCGGCUCCAGGCGCAGGGCGCGGCGUCGGCGUCGGCGCCCAGGUACCGCGGCGUCGUCGACUGCUUCCAGAGGAGCGUCCGGGAGGAAGGCCUCCCCGUGCUGUGGCGCGGCCUCGGCACCGCCGUCGCCCGCGCGUUCGUCGUCAACGGCGCCAUCUUCUCCGCCUACGAGCUUGCCCUGCGCUUCAUUGCCAGCGGCGGCGGCCCCAGGCUGGUCAUGGAGGACAAGUGAGUCAGACUGGACCGUGUUGUACAUAGGCUAGUAUAAGUAUCCAUUCCAGUGGUUGGUGGAGAGUAUCCAUGCCACUGCCAGCGCAGUGAGCUGAGAUUCGUGGACUGGAGUAGCGUACCGUAGCUGCAAGCUUCAUACAAAUCGAAGCAUGCGUCUUGAUGAUGGCGAUCGAUUCACCCUGGUAAUUUGGGGAAAUACACUGUGCAGUGCAUUGUGCAUUACAUUGGUGUGCUGCUAUUCCAUAUAGUAUAGUACUCUGCAUGAACAUCAGUGAUCAAUCAACUGACCAAUUGACAUUACAGUAUGUAUGGAUAAACCAUUCAUGG